GUCCGUUGUCAUGACCCUGUAGCCCCGGCACGAUCCCACAGACCUAAAACCCCAAUCGAGAUUCGACAGGGAAACGGGCUUUCCUGGCGGCGACCACCGCUCACUGCAGCGACCCUCGUCGCCUCGUGCGGCCUCCUCUUCCGCGCCGCCGACCAUGUUCUCCAUCGCCGCCAUCAACGAGAGCGACACCGUCGGGCAAUGGGAGCCGCUCGCGCCGACCAAGGAAGCACAGGAAUCUGCACUUUCUCAUAAGUACCAUGAGGGUCUCCUCAAGUUACAAGAAAAGGACUACGCAAAAGCUCGUGAACUUUUGGAGGAUGUUUUGAAGGAUCCGCUAAUAUCACAAAUUCAGGUUGACAACAUUGGCAGCGAUCAGCAUUUGUUGCAGCUAAGGUUUUUGACAUUGAAAAACCUUGCAUCUGUUUUCCUUCAACAAGGAUCAAAGUUUCAUGAUAAUGCUCUCUGCUGUUACCUACAAGCUGUGGAGCUUGAUAGUUAUGAUUCAGUUGUAUGGAAUCAUCUGGGGACACUUUCUUGCACGAUGGGUUUAUUGAGCGUAUCAAGAUGGGCAUUUGAGCAAGGGCUAGUGUGCAGCCCAACCAAUUGGAACUGCAUGGAGAAACUAAUGGAGGUGCUUAUAGCGAUCCGUGAUGAAGUUGCAUGUCUUUCUGUAGCAAAUUUAAUACUUAGGAGCUGGCCAUCGCAUCAUCGUGCUUUACAUGUAAAGAAGACCAUUGAGGAUACUAACCCAGUACCUUUUGCACCUCGGGGUAUCGACAUACUUGAACCCAAGCAUGCCAGACUUGAUUUUUCCAAUAAAAGAAAAUCUGCAGAUGAUGAAAUGGAUCAAGAAACAAGGAAGAGGAGUAAACAGAAUGCUACAUUGCAACUCACUGAAGCCAAAUGGAGUGCCCUUUUGGAUGGUGUCAAAUGUUCCUUAACAGCAAAAGAGGGGAGUGUCAAGGGGGUUGCUAAUAACAUGAUGGAUGUUGCCUUAUCUAUAGACGCAUCCAAAACUGUAGACUCCGCUUCUGGAAGUGGAAAUGAUUUGUACCAUGAUGGUGAACGUUUGCCAUCUAAUGAUUGCAAAAGUACAGCUAAAGAGAAAGAUGUUAAUUCAGACAGAGAACAGCCUCACGAAAGGCGAAGCAGGCGCCUGGAGAGGCUGCGUAGUCGCAAAUCCGGAAAAGAUGAAAAUGAAUCCAAUGGCAAAGAUAUAUCACAUGCUAUAACUCAGUUUCUAGAUCCAUUUAUCCUGAAGGGGGUAAGUGAUACAGAAAAGACUGAUUGUUCUGCAAAUGCGGAUAUGUCUGAUCCGGAAACUGUCACAUAUACAUCCGACCAUGAAGCUGAUGAUGUUAAGCAUUUUCUCUCUAAGAUAUGCAAGAAUUAUGGUCCUCGUCAUAUUGGAUUUAUGUUAUUGGAAGAGAUAGCUCAUCUUAACAUACCUUGUCAAGAUAACUUCGCUAAGUUAAUUGAACUAGACAAACUUACUAGAGGCUGGGGUCAAGAUAGAUCUGCACUGUGUAGUUUAUUUCUUGCUGAACUGUACUAUGAUCGAGCUAUAUGUUCUGGAAGCCCAUCAGCAUCCUCAGAGCUCCUCGAUUGUUGUUACCAUCUUUGUCAAGUAAUCAAGUCAAUAGUUGUGGAACUACCCUUGAGCGCAUGUGUCGAGAAAAUGAACUCCACCAGCUUUGAUUUGGAUAAGGAGAUCCGCAGGGCAGAAAUAUGUUCAAGUGAUAAAACAGAGGGAAACAAGACAGAUCUGUCCAAAGGCUCUGUAAACUCUAACGAAUUAGUUUCCAGUAACAUGCUUGGGGAUGAAACAUCUGAAUACAGUAUUUCAAAUACUGAAUGCGUGAACUGGAUUCGCUUCUACUGGCUUAGUGGUUGUCUGUCUCUUUCAGAAGACCGCAAAGGAAAAGCUUACAGGGAGUUCAACGCUGCUUUGUCACUCCUAAGAAGUAGUGAUGAAGCCAAGGGCAGUAGAAAGUUUAUACUUCUACCUCACUGCAAGUCUGUAAAAUUUCCGACAGCUGAUACUAUUCUGCGUGAAAUUAACUUGAUCAAGCUAGAAGCUUUACUUUGGAAGAAUGAUGAAAAUAUCAACAACAUAACUCAUACAGAGUUCAAGGAAUUGCUUCCUCCACUUUUACUUUCCACCAGUGAUGUCUACGUAGGCAAUGCAUGUCGUUCACAGAGCGAAAGGGAGAGAGUGAUUUCACUUGAGUUGUGUGCCUUGGAUGUCUUAAUAUCAGCAUGUGAAAAAGCUAAACCAAUGAACCUCAAGAUCUAUCUUGAUUCCCACCGGAGGAAACUGCAGGUUCUAACUGUGGCAGCUGGCAUGGUUGGAUCUGUUGCCCCCCAGAAGGAAAAAAAUUCAAGUGACGCGGACUUUGUGGAAGCAAUGAACAGAAAUCGACUAGAAAGUGUUGUGGAAGCAGUCAAGGAUGUAUCUCGAAAUGCGAGUACAGCAAAAGACAUUAUUGAUCAGCGUGAUAUUUCUGAUGGGCAAGAUGGUUUGAGUUUACAUAUCAUCGGUGGUAUUCAAUCAUUGCUCCUGACAAUCAUGUGCGCUGCUGUCAAGAUGAUCUCGUGGAGAAAACUCUCAUGCUCUGGGACCUCGUAUCAGGCUGACCACUUGGAGAGUUCUUGCCUUGUAGAUGCAGCCAUUGCAUUUUGCAAACUUCAGCACCUUGAUCCUACAAUAUCUGUCAAAACUCAGGUUGACUUACUUGUUGCAGUCCAUGAUUUGCUUGCUGAGUAUGGGCUCUGCUGUGCUGGAAUGGAUGGUGAAGGGGAGGAAGGGACUUUCCUCAAGUUUGCAGUCAGACAUCUCAUGGCACUAGACGUGAAGCUAAAAUCUCAACUUAAUCCAAAUGGGUUGGAAGGAGAUGCACUUCCAAAAAAUAACAGCGGAGAAGACAGUGUAACUGAUGAACCCUCUGUUUGUGACGAUAAACAUAGCUCUGAGGAUGAGGAAGAAACAGAAUUGGAGGAAAUACAGUCAAGUAUUGAUAGUGCCUUGGACCAGGCUUUUUUCUGCUUAUAUGGUUUGAAGAUAAACCCAGAUUCUUCCAGUGAAGAUGAUCUAGCAGUACAUAAAAAUACAAGCCGUGGUGACUAUCAAACAAAAGAACAAUGCGCUGAUGUUUUUCAGUAUGUCCUACCAUAUGCGAAAGCUCUAUCAAAAACUGGCUUGGUUAAACUGCGGAGAGUGCUCCGCGCUAUACGGAAACACUUUCCCCAGCCACCUUAUGACUUGCUAGUUAAUAAUCCUCUUGACAAUUUCUUGGAUGGACCUGAUUCAUGUGAAAAGAUACUCUGUGAAAUUUAUGAAACUCGUGGAUCUACGGAAGCAAUCCUGAAUGUACUGUUCCCAGGCGAAAGUGGCUAUGAAGCAUUCAAAAAACUUUCCACUGACAGCUCUGGGCCUUACUCGGAUGUUUAUGGAAACCUGUAUUACUACAUAGUACAAGCAGAAGAUAUAAGUGCCUCUGAUAAGUAUACAGGUUUUGUGUUGAAAAAGGAAGGAGGUGAAUUUGUUGAACAAAGUGCUAAUCUUUUCAAGUAUGAUUUAUUGUAUAACCCAUUGAGAUUUGAAAGCUGGCAAAGGCUUUCAAAUCUAUAUGACGAGGAAGUUGACCUGUUGCUGAAUGAUGGUAGUAAACAUAUAAGCAUUUUGGAUUGGCGAACAAAUACAGCUUUAACCCAAAGGGUUGAGAUGGGUCGUAGACAUAGUCGGCGCUGCCUGUUGAUGAGUUUAACAUUGGCCAAUACUGUCACUGAGCAGAUCGAAAUACAUGAAUUGUUGGCCCUAGUUUACUAUGACAGCCUUCAAAAUGUGGUACCCUUUUAUGAUCAAAGAGCUACUUUGCCAGUGAAGGAUUCAACAUGGAAUAUAUAUUGCCAGAAUUCUAUGAAGCACUUUGAGAAAGCUUUUGAACUCAAGGCUCAAUGGCUCCAUGCAUUUUACCUUGGAAAGCUGUGUGAGAAACUGGGGCAUUCCCCUGCUAAGGCAUUUUCAUACUACAACAAAGCCAUGACGUUGAAUCCUACUGCAGUUGACCCGGUUUACAGGAUACACGCAUCACGCAUGAAGUUACUUUAUACUCGAGGGAAACAGAAUCUUGAUGUUAUUCAGGUGGUUGCUGAUUACACAUACGAUCAGACGACAAAGGAAAAUGUCUCGAGCAUGCUGGGGUCCAUAACUAAUGUCAGGCAUUCAUCCUCUGACCAGAACAAUAAUGUUCUUGAUAGUAAAAAGGAAAAUAAGUUAGCUGAGUCUGAUUUACUUGAUAAAGUAUGGCAUAUCCUUUAUGAUGAUUGUUUGUAUGCCCUUGGUACUUGUGUGGAAGGGGAGCUAAAGCAUUUCCAUAAAGCAAGGUACAUGCUUGCACAAGGAUUGUACAGAAGGGGUGAAGCAGGGGACCUGGAACGGGCUAAGGAAGAGCUCUCAUUUUGUUUCAAAUCUACCCGGUCCUCCUUUACAGUGAACAUGUGGGAAAUUGAUGGCACUGUUCGAAAAGGAAGGAGGAAAAAUCCAAAUAUUGGUGUAUCCAGAAAGAAUCUGGAGGUCAGUUUAUCAGAAAGUUCACGAAAAUUCAUUACAUGCAUCAGGAAGUAUAUGAUACUGUACUUGAAUCUGUUGGAGAAGAACAGUGACUUGUCGACUCUUGAGAGGGCAUACACAUAUCUGCGAACUGAUAAGAGGUUUGCUCUAUGUCUGGGUGAUAUUGUUCCUCUGGGUCUUGGGAAGUACCUUCAAGUUCUAACAACAGCAAUACGAGAUCCUGAAGUUCGUCGAAUUUGUGGUGAUACUCCUGUUGAGGAACUACUUGAGAAAAUGUUCAGUGUAUUCAUGGACCAUGCAAACUUGUUGGCUGAUAUAAGCACUAUACCAGAGGUGAACAGUCCAGAGUUGUCAGAAGGCAAUCUUUACAGCUAUAUCCACGAAUAUAUCCGUUUGCUUGAGAGUGAUAUUCGACUAGAUGUUCUUGAAACUUUAAAUGAGAAGAUAAGAAAGCGUUUCAAGACACCUAAGUUGUCAAAUAGCAACUUCGCGAAGAUCUGUAAGCAUGCUUCUCUGUCAUGGUGCCGGUGUAUACUAAUCAAACUGGCCUCAAUCACUCCACUGCCUGAAUCUGUGGACACAGCCAAUCAGCUUGUUCCAAUAUCCAAGGGCCAUCUACUUUAUGUUGAUUUGCAACCUGAUGAGCUGCUCAUCUCAUCCCCUGAUGGGCCUGCUCAGUUCAAAGGUCUUGACAUGAAUUGGUUUGAGACACUCAAUAGAAUCAAAAACAUUGCGAUCAGACAGACAUCUGAAGAUAACAUGGAGAGUGCUGUUACUGUAAUGAAGAGCACUUACAACUUUUAUCGGGAGAGUUCGUGUGGAACGUUUCCCUCGGGUAUUAAUCUCUACACAGUAACCCCAUCCCAGGCACCUGUUGAAGGGCUACAGCAAGCCCCUGGUAUAGUUGAUACACUUGACCUAAGCAUUCCAAGGAAGCUCCUUCUGUGGGUAUAUACAUUGGUUCACGGUCGAUACUCCAACAUAUCUGCUGUUGUAAAGUACUGUGAUGAGAUGAAGGCAAGAAAUAAAAGAGGAGCCUCAAUAGUGACAGCUUCAUCACAAGUUGCACCUCCAGCACCGCACAGCUCUGUUUCUUCUCUUGGUAUUUCAUGUAGCUCCAAGGAGAAGAGCACACACACUGAGUCCAGUGAAGCUCAUGAAGCAAAUCCUUAUGCUCCUGCAGUGGCCAGUGCUCUUCCUCACCAAGAAGCAGGAGGCACAAGCACCUCUUUGAAUACCACCGAGGCCCAGAAACCCACCACUGCAGCAUCUCAGCUUACUCGGAGCAGUUCUUCCAGGGCAAUGGAAAAUGCUCAGGAUGGUGGCAGAGGAAAUAUGAAUACAGCUUGUGUGAACCCUGCGGAUGGUUCUAAGUUCUGAUCGCGUUGAAGGCAUCACCCAUUCCAGCCGAAAUAUGACGUACAAUUGUAGCAAAUCUUUUUAAAAAUGUUGAGUAUAAUCUAUUACUUUACGAGUGAGUGAGAGAAGCAUGGAGAGGUUGCAGUAAGUGAUUUGUACAGUUUUUCUCUUCUGAACUUGCGCUCCUGAAAGAGUGGAGAGGAAUGGGCGGGCUUAAGUUUGUUCUAUCCUGAUGCCAUGUCCCAAUGUCCGGAACCAAGAAGGAAGCAGUUCAAUUCUUGAAGCAAUCUAUAGGAGAUUUCUGAACUCCAAAGAUGGUCUUGACAUAUUUCAGUAUCUUCUAUCUUGUAUGCUAGCUCUGUAGCUGUGUGUUGCUGUGGAUAGAACAAUUGUAUAUAUUAGUGGUACCAUCUGAGUAGAUUAUUGUUUGAAUUAGAAGGAGGAAAGGAGUUAUCUCUGUUUUCCCUUACAGUAGGAAAAGAGGUGAUGGAUGGUUGUAAACGAAUGACUAUGAGUAAAGAAAAUGGAAUAUUUGCCUUCUACCA
Messenger RNA from Brachypodium distachyon (stiff brome), 6477 nucleotides. RefSeq lists its product as uncharacterized. The record is from RefSeq and is a predicted model, not a curated record. The coding region runs from base 155 to 5953 and encodes 1932 amino acids. The transcript is spliced from 21 exons. Lineage: Eukaryota; Viridiplantae; Streptophyta; Magnoliopsida; Poales; Poaceae. Gene Ontology annotation, cellular component: nucleus. Gene Ontology annotation, molecular function: protein binding; nucleosome binding. Gene Ontology annotation, biological process: chromatin organization.